Molecule: messenger RNA, 1086 nt
Organism: Monopterus albus (swamp eel)
Lineage: Eukaryota; Metazoa; Chordata; Actinopteri; Synbranchiformes; Synbranchidae
Product: nicotinamide riboside kinase 2-like
Exons: 7
Coding region: 343-1086 (247 amino acids)
Source: RefSeq, a predicted model, not a curated record
GUUCACUGACUCCUGACAACAGGUGGAAUUUUUGUGAUGUACUUUAAUGUAAAUGUAGGCUUCUGAGUUGGCCCCCUCUCAUUGGUGCUGCCCGCUGUAAAUUGGCAGUUCAUUGGCUGGCUGAAAAGGGGAUUGAUUGGCUUGAGUGGCUGUGACGCUGUAGCUAAAUCCUUUAUAUGCCUGGCAAGGAGAUUGUCUAUCAAUGAAGUAGUAAAAGAGGGAACAUCUGUGGCGGAGGAGGACAAGGUUAUAGAAGUAGCCGUUGAUAGACUGUUUGCUUUGGCUGGGUUCUCUUCUUUUAUUUACUGAAUUCCAAAGGUGACCAACACAGAAUAAGCAGAAAUGAAGUUCAUCAUUGGCAUUGGAGGAGUGACCAACGGUGGGAAGACAACUUUGACAGACCGACUAGUGCGCACAUUACCAAACUGUUGUGUUGUGCAUCAGGAUGACUUUUACAAGAAACCCGAUCAAAUAGAAGUCGGGGAGGACGGCUUUAGACAGUGGGAUGUGAUCACAGCUCUGGACAUGGAGGCUAUGGUCAGCACUGUGAAAGGCUGGCAGGAAAACCCAGUCAAGUUUGCCCGCUCACAUGGGGUCAGCCUGUCACCUGAAGCUGAGGACUCCGGCUCAGAGCAGAAGGGGGUUCAUAUUCUCAUCGUGGAGGGGUUCCUCAUCUACAACUACAAGCCUCUUAUUGACAUCUAUGACAAAUGUGUCUACCUUUCCAUUCCUUAUGAGGAGUGCAAAAGAAGGAGAAGUACAAGGACAUACACAGUCCCUGACCCCCCUGGCCUGUUCGACGGCCAUGUCUGGCCCAUGUACUUGAAACACAGGAAAGAGAUGGAGAACAACUGCAACAGCAUAGAAUACCUUGACGGGACAACACCAAGGGAUGAUAUCUACAACAAAGUGUAUGAAAGCAUCCAGAACACCCUGCUGCCAAAAGAGCAUUAUUGUUUCAUUCAGUACUUUAACCUCUCCCUUUUUUCUGUCUCUCAACAGCAGGACGGGGACAACAUCGGAUUUGUGUAUAGACUUGUAAAUAUCAUUUUGAGCAAAUGUGUAACACCAGUUCUGAACUUCUAG